AUGUUUCACGAAAAGCCGGAUAAAUUGCUUUUAUCAUCGAUAGAAAGCUUUGAAAUAGAGCCUGACUUAUUGACUUUAAGAAGAAUAGAAGAGGUUAUAAACAAAACUAAUCAAUACAGAUCAAAUAUUAUUGAAAAUUAUGAAACCAAACUAAAUGCCAUGAAAAGUGAAUUCCAGAGUUUAAUGUCAGAGAUAAACUUGCUAACUAAAGUCAGUGGAAUUAAUUACGAAAAUUUAAAAGUCUUGGGUAAUGGAAACGAAGAAUCUAUGGGUGACUUAAACAACAAAAAUAUAUUUAAUGUAAUGAAUGAGAAGUCUAUAGAAUUGGAUAAUCUUAAGUUAUCACUUGCCAAAAACUUGAAUGACUUAGAAAGUCAAAUAAAUUCUAUUAAUAUAACAAAGAAAGAUUUGAUGGAAAAGUAUGAGUUAGUGAAAAUGAAGAAUGAUAAUUUGAUCAAUGAUAAUAUAUUGAAGAACCCCGAUUCAAAAGCAAUCAAGAUCAACAUUUAUAAAAACCUUGGAAUUGAAAUCGAGAGUGGUGAUGAGGGUAAACCCGAGAACAAGCAAGACAAAGUGAUUAUUUAUAACAAGGAAACCAACUUAUCCAGCAUCCUUAACAUUGAUGACAAGUACAGCGAGUAUUUCAUUACUAACUACAUAUGGGAUAGGCUCCAAGGUUACUAA
Debaryomyces fabryi is the source of this 684-nucleotide messenger RNA. Its product is annotated as kinetochore-associated Ndc80 complex subunit. The coding region runs from base 1 to 684 and encodes 227 amino acids. The transcript has a single exon. The record is from RefSeq and is a predicted model, not a curated record. Lineage: Eukaryota; Fungi; Ascomycota; Pichiomycetes; Serinales; Debaryomycetaceae.